GUGCUCAGGCUCAGAAACAGUCGCUCUUCUACAACUGUGUUUGAGUGAAAGAGCGUGAGUGCCAAGAGACAGCUUAGAGGGACACAGAGGGGAGCGCUUAGCACCUCUGGGACAUUCAAGCGCUCCAGAGGAAACAUUUACUUCAGCAGUGAGUGAUCCACCUUGCGCAGACUGGAGGAGCGGCACACGGCUCCAUAUGAGCCGGCACUCACAGACACACAAGAAAGAGCAGGCACAGGCAGAACUCUGGGAGUGUGGCCACGGGGAGGAAGUUUUCUCUGUUAACAAGUUCUUUUGAGGCUUAAACGUCGGGAAAAUCCACAGCAAGGAAAAACAUCAAUAUGAGCAGCUGCAGGAAACGAUGCAAGCGUGAGAUUCUGAAGUUUGCUCAGUACCUCUUCAGAUUUAUCACUGGUACACUCAAUGCAGAUAGUGUUGAAGAUGAACUGGAGUUGUCGGCUGUACGGCAUCGACCAGAAUGCCUGGAGCAGCUGGAGGCUCAAACACGCUUCUCUCGCAAAGAGCUUCAAAUCCUUUACCGGGGCUUCAAAAAUGAGUGCCCUAGUGGUGUGGUCAAUGAAGAUACAUUUAAGGAUAUUUACAGACAGUUCUUCCCACAGGGAGAUGCUUCAACAUAUGCGCAUUUUCUGUUUAAUGCAUUUGACACAGACCACAAUGGCUCUGUCAGUUUUGAGGAUUUUGUAAUGGGUCUUUCCAUUCUGUUACGAGGCACUGUUCAGGAGAAGCUUAACUGGGCAUUUAACCUGUAUGAUAUUAAUAAAGAUGGAUAUAUAACAAAAGAGGAAAUGUUAGACAUCAUUAAGUCCAUCUAUGACAUGAUGGGAAAAUGCACAUACCCCAUCCUUAAAGAGGAGACUCCACGACAGCACGUGGAAAUAUUUUUCCAGAAAAUGGACAAAAACAGGGAUGGAGUGGUCACUAUAGAUGAAUUUAUAGACUGCUGCCAACACGAUGAAAACAUUAUGAGAUCAAUGCAGCUGUUUGAGAAUGUCAUUUAACAUCCGAAUGGACUCUGAUGGCUGGUCAGCUCAUAUAAAACAACAUUUCUACUCCACAAAACCCUGAUGUCCUCGGUGAUACAAGUGUGAUUCCUAGCAGUUCAAUUCAGUGAUUUACCCAUAAACCAAUACUAAGACCAUUUUAAGUGUGUGUGUGUGUGUGUGUGUGUGUGUGUGUGUGUGUGUGUGUGUGUGUGUGUGUGUGUGUGUGUGUGUGUGUGUGUGUGUGUAAAAGAUUAUUUGUACAUUUUUGUCAGAUCUUUACGUGUAAAAUACACUUUUAUCUAAAUUAGAAGUACAAUUCCAUCAAUCAUCUUGUUUCUGCUAAGAUGCUUUGGAAAUAUGUCAAUUGAUAACAUUACUGAACAUUACAUUGUUGGACAAAAUUGUUGCCCCUCAUUGUUUAACAAUCAUUGUAACGGCAACUCUGCAUUGAACUAAGCUAAGAAACUGAGUUACCACUGACCACGUUUACAUGCACUUAAGAAAACAGUUUAUUCAGGGGUUUUAGCAGAAAACAGUCAUGUAAACAAGAACGCUGAUGUCCUAACACCAUUUAAGGGAUUAAGAGAAAGCGGUUUAACACACGGCUUGAUGUGCUCAUGUAAACACAUAAGUGGCAUUCUGAUGGGUGUUUGAAGAGUGCACGUGCAUUGAACAGACCGCAAUAACAAACAUCAUAGGAUAAUACCAACAACAUGUCAACACAGCAAAAAGAUUUCAAAAUUUCUGAGAGUGCAGUGAAAAAAAUCACAUAUACUAGUAUAAACUAAACCCAUUUAUACACACAAAUGUAAAAUAUUGACUGUCCCUAACUUUCGCAUAUGUGCUUGUUCACUGGGGGAAUCCCAGAGUUUUAUGUAAGAGUGAAACCCCCAAUAAUGCAUUGCAGUUCAGCUGCAGGUAACAGUAGUCAGUUAAGGAAACAAACACAGCAAUAACUCUGGAAUAUCUGGAAAUAAAGCGAAUCAACAGAGAAUAAAAUAGUGAAGUCUAACUCAGAUCCCCUGUGUGUUAUUUACACAAACAUUGCGGGAAUAUUAUGUUGCUGUGGAGAAAGCUGCUUACUGAAUGAGCCGCAUGCAUACGGGAGUAAAGAGUACGCCUCUUAUAUAGUGCAUGUAAACGGGAACACUGUUUUCUCUCAAUUACCCGCUUUCUCGCAAUAAGCUGCUUUCUGGUGUCCAUGUAACCGCAGUCACUGAUUUAAAAAUGUGAUGGAACAAAUGUGUAGUAUAUAUCACAGGUUCACUGUGGUUUAAUUAAUUUAGUGAAACAUUUAUGUGGGAAAUUCUCAGGAAGCCCGAGACAUCUGUGCUUGAAAUUAAUUUCUUGGCAAAAUGUUACUACUGCAUCGUGGUUUUGAAACCAUUAUUUUUUAAAUGGGGGAAAUGUCACAAUGUAACAUGUCUGAACAGAAAGUGAGGGACCAAGACAACGUUGCAUUUUUGCAUAAAGCAAUUAAGAAAAAAAUACAUUCAUAGUAGGGACUUGCCCGAAGCCCAUUACCUUAUUCCGAAAGGCUUGAAUAAUGACUUCAAAACAAAUGACUGAUUCAUCUGAAUAUUAAAAAGAAAUAUUUCCUAAAAACACAAGGAUGAAGCAACAUUUUAAAUAAACAUAUCCAAAAUUACAAAAAAAAUUAUGAAUCUGUGCAGCCAAUAUUUCUGUGUAAACGUUAAGAAUGAAAAUGUUCACGUUGUGAUUUCAGAUUGGAUGAGAGUGGUCUCGACUCUGUUUACGGUCUCUGUUAAUUGUGCUCAUCUGGAACUUGUCAAGUGUAACAUUAAGAUAUGACAUCAUAUACACUUUUAACUUCUUAAAAUGUCAAUGUUAAUUAAUCACACGAUUCACACGUGAUUCCCAUGUAUUCAUUUAAAUCCUAAACCUGAGCGCUGUUCAAUUUCUGACAUGAAUUGAUGAUUCCACGUCUUUCUUUCAGCAAUUAAGUAAUUAUUAUCUGGUCAAGUCUUUAUUCUGAAAAAAGUUCAAAUGCUCCAUAGAGUUUUCAUUUAUUAGGAAUAUUUCUGCUUAUGUAAAACGAAGAAACUGAAACAUUCUUUUCUUCUUCUUUAAACUGUUAAAUGUGAGAAUGUUAAGUGUUCUUGAACUUUGGCAAGGCGCUAUAUAAAUGUAACAUUUUUAUUAUUAUUAUUAUUCAACUAAAUAUUGGUGUCCUAUCAUAAAAAUUCCUGAUAUAUUUACAGGACGUUCACCUGUUUGUUGGCUAUAAUGGUUUUAAUUUCAUUUAUUUUAAUAUUUGAAUUAUUAUUUAUUAUUCACUGUAAAAUAUGAGCUUGACAUUUCACAUUUUGCUUGACACGUCUUGCCUCCAGAAUAAUGCUGUUAUACAUGCAAAGACAAACACAAAAUAUGUUUCAGGCAGAUAUUAAUAUCUGAAAUACCAGGAGAAACCACCGUUAACAACAUAUUCCACAGUUAAUGUAGCCUACAAAUUCAUCUUCUUCUGGUAAGAAUUUUUUUUAAAUAAAAUAAUAUAUUUAAAACAAAAUUAUUGGGCAGUUGGGCCAAUGAUAAUAAUAAUAAUAAUAUUAUUAUUAUUAUUAUCUAUCCAUUUUUUUUCUAGCUGCUUGUCCUAUGCAGGGUCACGGGUAGUGCUGGAGCCUAUCCCAGCUGUCUCGGGUGGAAGGCAGGGAAACACCCUGGAAAGAUGGCCAGUCCAUCACAGGGCAUUAUAAUUAUUAUUAUUAUUGUACAGUUAUUAUUAUUAUUAGGCUAUUAUUAUAAAAAGGCAUAUACAAGGCAUAUUUUAUUAAUAGAAACUAUAAAUGUAAGAGUAACAUUUAAAAAUGGCCGUUUCGUUUAAUUUUGACGCACUUCUGGUUUAAGCCCCGCCACACCCAGUUUUGUCCUAAUACAAAUACAUGUAUCCUAAUACAAAUGUUGUUAUUUGAACAGAUACUCUUCCAAAUACAGAUAAUGGCUUCACUGAACACCUCUCAUUCAUAGUGAAAAUAUAAAAACAUAGAAAAGCAAAUUUUUUAAUUUCUAUAUUAUCCAUUAAAAUGUAUUGGUAAUGAUAACCUGCAAAUUGGCUGGGAUUCCUAUGAAAAACAAACAUCAUAUAUACCAAUGUAUUAUUUUAUAAGCUAUUUUUCAUUACACAAUAAAGAGAGUCAAUUCUAUAAAAUAUAGUGACAUAGUGUAUUGUAAUUAUAUCAGAAGCAAAUUAUGUGGACACACACAGCACACACAUGCCAGUUUCCUGAGAACAACACAUAUCUGACCUGUGCUCAUCAGCUGGCGAUGUUUUAAAGCACAUCAGUCAGUAAUAAUUCACGCUUAACAGCCUUCUUAAUUUAAAGUAUAGACCUGUGACAUGGCAGCUUUUCACUUUCUACAGAGUCAUUCCAGAAUGUUGUUACUAAAACUGUGGGUCCAGCCAUAACAGCUAAAAAAUUAAAUAAUGGAAAAAAGAAAUAAUAAUAAUAAAAUAAAGAUUUAUGUUUUUAAAAAAGAUAUUUAAAAAUAGAUAUUUACAGUUUUGUGUUUUUAUUUUUUAUUUUUUUAUUAUUGUUUGCCAAUGAGAACAAAAUGCUAUAUUAAAGAUUUGGAAGCUACAGGUAGCAACUUAAAGCACACAUCUUGUACUUGUCUUUAAAAAAGGGGGGUCUCAAAAUAAGGCUCCUAUACUUAUCUUAAUUACUUAGAAAUAUCUUGUGAAAAUGUCACAUUUCCUGCAAUUGUUUACAAAUGUUUCACGACACUAUCACUGUUCUCAAAGCAACAGAAAUACUGAUUGGAUUUAUAUAUGGAGAUAAGUUUGCUCUGUAGGCCAUACACUAUUUGGUUUAACUCAAGAGGUUUUAUUUAUGUAUUUAUUUUCUGUUUUGAUCAUCAGUAUUUGUGUGUCUAGAAGAAAUUGUAGUCUUUCUUCUUCCAGGAAAUUGCUGAAAACCUGUAACUGUCUAAUGGUGUCUAUAUAUUUCAUAAAACCUCCCCAAUUUACCUGCACCAGGUCAAUUACUAAUCGACUAUUAGUUCUGUGGUAUUGACAGCACUGUUAACACUGUUAUGGUUAGAAGAUUAUUAAACUGUGGGUAAAUCAUAAAAUCAAGAAUCACAGUCACCACUUAGUGGUUAGUCACAGUUACAGUACAAAUUCAAUGAGUAAAAUUAGACAUUUAUUUAAUACACAGUCAAUGUAAAAUCUCAGUAUGUAGAUUUUGCAAUGUUGUUCCAUUAUUUUAAUGCUUUAAUAUCUUUGGAAUUAUGGGCUCAGUUGCAACAAGCUUUUGACAAGAUCAUCUUCACAAUUAAAGUUAAUGCAUUAGGUAUUAUGAAUUAGCAUUUUAACAAUAUCUUUUCUUACAGCAUUUAAUAAUGUGUUUUAAUGUUAGUUUAUAAAAAAUACAGUUGUUCAUUGUUUAACAUAUUGAAAUUAACAUUAACCAAGAUUAAUAAAUAAUUGCUGUAAAAAUAUUGUUCAUUUUUAGUUCAUGUUAAAGGUUUAGUUCACACAAAAAUGAAUAUUAUUUGAUAAUUUACUCACCCUCAUGCCAUCCCAGAUGACUUUCUUUCAUCUGCUGAACACAAAAAAAAACAUUUUAGAAGAAUAUUUCAGCUCUGUAUGUCCUCACAAUGCAAGUGAAUGGGUGCCAAAAUUGUGACGCUCCAAAAUCCACAUAAGGGCAACAUAAAAGUACUCCAGACGAAAUUGUUGUUUAUGUUUGAAAACACUGUUGAAGUACAGCCCUUAUGUGGAUUUUGGAGCUUCACAAUUUUGGCACCCAUGCACUUGCAUUGUGAGGACCUACAGAGCUGAUAUAUAUAUAUAUAUAUAUUUUUUUUUUAUUUUUUUUUUAUUGUGUUCUGCAGAAGAAAGUCUGGGAUACCAGGAGGGUGAGUAAAUAAUGAGAGAUUUUUCAUUUUUGGAUUAACUAUCCCUUUAACUAAUGUAGUCAACUAAUGUUAACAAAUGGACCCUUAUUGUAAAGGGUUAAUGUAAACAUGAACUAACAAUGAACAAUAUUUUUACUGCACUUAUUAAACUUGGUUAUUGUCAAUUUCAACAUAUACAACUUUUCAUUUUAGAAAUGUAUAUGUUAACAUUAGUUAAUGUUUUAUGAACUAAUAGAGAACAAUUGUUUGUUUGUUUGUUUUUAAUAAAUUAACAUUUACUAAGAUUAAUGAAUGCUGCUAUUAAAAAUGUUCCAUUGUUAUUUAGUGAUACCUAAUGUAUUAAAUAUUUCUAAUAGAAUCUUAUUUUAAAGUGUUUUAUAUAUAUAUAUAUAUAUAUAUAUAUAUAUAUUUCUAGGAAAUCUAGAAAUAAGCUUGUGCUAACCAGAGAACGUAAGAGACACUAAACAUUGUUCAUGUAUUAAAGAGAGGUUUUGUAACUGCGUACAUUUGCAGGCUGAUCCAGACAUCAAAUUAUAUAGAAUUUAAGAAAAUGUAUUUGUUUUCAAAAUCUGUCUGUACAUCUUUCAAAACAUAUUUGUAUUUGAAUGCCCCACAUUUUGCUUAUUUAAAGUGAGAUUUUGCAAUCAUUCUGUGGUAAUAUAUCAUGACACUCUUAUAAGAACACUUGAAUUGACUUUUCAUUGUUUUGCAACCUGCAUGCCUGAUUUAUAAUUUUAUCAUACGGAAGAGUGAAAAAAUCAGUGCCUUUCUUUGUCAAUGCUCAUUCCAAAUGUAUCUCUCAGAGUCGAACGUGGCUUAUCUCAAACAGAACAUAGGACAUGAUCCAUUAUUAGUUAUUUUCUUG
Xyrauchen texanus (razorback sucker) is the source of this 6747-nucleotide messenger RNA. Its product is annotated as Kv channel-interacting protein 4-like. The record is from RefSeq and is a predicted model, not a curated record. NCBI's taxonomy places the organism in Eukaryota, Metazoa, Chordata, Actinopteri, Cypriniformes, Catostomidae. Bases 342 to 1019 code for a protein of 225 amino acids. The transcript has 8 exons. Gene Ontology annotation, biological process: regulation of potassium ion transmembrane transport. Gene Ontology annotation, cellular component: voltage-gated potassium channel complex. Gene Ontology annotation, molecular function: potassium channel regulator activity; calcium ion binding.